Racocetra fulgida is the source of this 136-nucleotide messenger RNA. Lineage: Eukaryota; Fungi; Glomeromycota; Glomeromycetes; Diversisporales; Gigasporaceae. The record is from the annotation of a GenBank genome assembly.
CAUUUUUCAUGCCCAAGAGAUUAAUGCCGAUGAGACCCAGAUUCAUUAUGCAGCCACAGAUUUUGAAGGUGCUGCUUUAUAUUGGUACCUUAAUAGAGUCAUUGUGGCAGAAAAUCUGGCCUCUUUUGAUGACUAG